AUGGGAGCCGAAGACCCCGAAGCAGAGCAGGAUCUCCAUGUUGAGCAGGUUGCCAAGACUCAAUGCCACAAUACAUUACGCCGGUUGCGCAAAUUCCGUAAACGGGUCAGACGUGCCGUGGUUGCAUUCGUAAACAGUCGGCAAUGCUUCAUCCUCAUCAUAAUGCUUGUCUUUCUCAACACCGUUGUGCUCACCACGGAACACCACAAUCAACCUUCCUGGCUCGACAAAUUUCAAGGUGAGUCUUUUCCCUUUCCCAAGGGAACUAGCAAACUUUGGUCCCUCGGCGAACCCAUACAGUCUCUAUUGUCGGACAACUUGGUCUUAUUCAAGGUGGAUUGCACUUUUGCCUUUGGGAUACUUUAA
This is a messenger RNA of Protopolystoma xenopodis, 366 nucleotides long. The record is from the annotation of a GenBank genome assembly. Lineage: Eukaryota; Metazoa; Platyhelminthes; Monogenea; Polystomatidea; Polystomatidae.